Messenger RNA from Gracilinanus agilis (Agile Gracile Mouse Opossum), 4369 nucleotides. It is a transcript of the gene AZI2, whose product is annotated as 5-azacytidine induced 2. The coding region runs from base 194 to 1363 and encodes 389 amino acids. Gene Ontology annotation, cellular component: cytoplasm. Gene Ontology annotation, biological process: canonical NF-kappaB signal transduction. The transcript is spliced from 8 exons. Lineage: Eukaryota; Metazoa; Chordata; Mammalia; Didelphimorphia; Didelphidae. The record is from RefSeq and is a predicted model, not a curated record.
CUGAGGCCUAGCCAGAGGCCUCGGUAGGGGCCCGGGCGGCAUGGGCGUGGGAAGCCCGAGGCCUGGCCCUAGCCGGCACCGCCGCCGGCGCGGCCCCGUGGAGGCCGGAAGCCCGCCGUGACCCCGCUGACCCAGGGUGUUCUCUGUUUGCACUGCACAUCGGGGAAACCGAAAGUGCCGAGGAGGCGCCAUCAUGGAUGCACUAAUAGAAGAUGACAUCUGUAUUCUGAACCAUGAAAAGACUCAGAGGAGAGAUGCUGUGACUCCUAUGUCAAUCUAUACAGGAGAUGAAUCUAUGGCUUCACAUUUUGCCCUUGUCACUGCAUAUGAAGACAUCAAAAAGAGACUUAAGGAUUCAGAGAAGGAAAAUUCCCUCCUAAAGAAAAGAAUAAGAUUUCUGGAAGAAAAGCUUCUUGAAACACGAUUAGAUGAAGAAACCAGUUCAGUGGGAAGAGAAAGAGUAAAUAAGGCCUAUCAUGCUUAUCGGGAGGUCUGCCUGGACAGAGAUAAUUUGAAAAGCAAAUUGGACAAAAUGAAUAAAGACAACUCUGAAUCUUUGAAAGUAUUAAAUGAACAGCUACAGACUAAGGAAGUAGAACUCCUCCAGCUCAGGACAGAGGUUGAGACUCAGCAAGUUAUGAGGAAUCUAAAUCGACCUUCAUCAAACUGGGAGGUGGAAAAGUUGAGCAGUGGCCUGAAGAUCCAUGGUUUGGAACAGGAGCUGGAGCUGAUGAAAAAAGAAUGUAAUCGUCUAAAGGUGGAGCUACAGAAAGCCAAACACAAGGAUCAGUCUCAGGAAGACAAUCUCAAUAAAACUGACUUCCAAAGGCCAAGCAUUCCAAGUGAUAACAUCCAUCAUGCCUACCGGGAACUCAAGAGAGAAAUGUCUAAUUUACAUCUUGUGACUCAAGUGCAAUCUGAACUAUUAAGAAAAUUCAGAACUCCAUCUACAAUCAAGAAAGCUUGUGCUCCAGUCCAGUGUGUUGAAGACCUCGUGAAGGACUGUACAAAAUUACAUUUGACAUCUUUAACUGCGACCUACAAAAGACAUGCUCCUCUUUCACCAAAUGGCAAAGUUCUCUGUAGUCCCAUGGGCUCCCCUUUGCCUGGAGAUACAAAGAUUUUAUUAGAGAGAGCCAGUCUCCAGUCAUGGGCAGAUAAUGAGAGAGUCAUUCCAAGUGGUGGCACGAACUUUCAGGAACAGAAUUCCUGUGGCAGAAGUUCUUUAGAAGAUAAUUCGUGGGUAUUCCCAAGCCCCCCAAAAUCCAGUGAGACAGUAUUUGGGGAAAGUAAAAGUAAAACAUCUUCCUCUAACCUGCAUCACCUGGAUCAACACAAUCAAAACUGCCUUUACAAGAACUAAUUCAGAAGACAGUUGUGGCCUCUUGGAAGAGCUGUCAGCAUUGGGAGGGACCUUUCCUGGCGGAUGAACUGAAAGUAGAUUUGGAUGAUUCCAUUGUGGCAUAGUGUUCUGUGACCAUCCUCAAUUUCCAGUACACUUGAAUUUGCACAUAUGGUCUUGCAGUUAUGUAGAUAAGGGUGUUUCUUUCAGUGUAGAGUAAAACAGCUAUGCUAACCAGCUCUAUUUUAGCUCAGUAGAGACACAUGCACUACUUAAUAAACAACAGAGAUUCCCUUAGUGUUUUUAAAAGACAACUCUACCUUUGAUAACAGUUGCUGUAGAUUUAGGCAUCUCAGGUAAAGAAAAAGGAUAGAACUAGUUUUGGGGCUUGAGAUCAGAAAUAUAGACCCAAGUUUUAUAAAGUGUGUAAAUCAUAAAUGUAUUCACUCCCAAGAAUAGAAAGGUUGAUGGGAGUUUUGGUUCAAAUCAUGUAAAUUAUAUUUAAAAAAAGACUAAGGGAACAAGCAACUAAUAAAAUGUAUUUCAAUUCCCAUUGGUCUUUUUAUGAAUAUGUAUAAAUUGUGAAAAUGUUAGUAUAGAAUAACCGUUCUUUGGAUAGCCCAUUUCGGUCUAACAUUUGAGUUCAAAUUUUUUGAAUUAAAAUUGCUUACUAAGCCCAAUGGUGCUUAUUACUGUAAGAAUUAAUUAAGAGAGAGAAAGAGAAAAUUAUUCGGGACACAAAUCAAAAUUGGAAUGCCCCUGACUGGCCAACUAAGGAUCCAUUUUGGAAUUUGAACAGUGAGGAAGGUUACAACAAACUAGUCAUAGCAAGGCAGGCAAUAUUAAAAACAAUGAGGGAGUGCUCAGACAGGCCAGGGACUUGGACAAAAUUUGAGAAACUGAGGCAGGAGAGUGGAGAAACUCCCUCUACAUUUCAUGGACAGGCUUAUCGAAAUGGGAGAACGGUAUAUAGACUUGAACAUAACGAAAGAAAGGGAUAUAUGCCAUUUAAGGAGACAGUUUGUAAAAAACACUUGUACAGUGGUUAAGAACUAUUUCAGAUUGCAAUGCCCAGACUGGAACACUAUGGAACUGGAUGAAUUAAGGUGUGUGGCGAUGUAUAUUUUUAAUGCAGACAAGGAAAGAUAUGAUGAGGGAAGCAAUAAACCGGUAGAAGAGCUAAGAAAUGAGAUAAAAGAUUUAAAAUUCAAAUUGAAUAAGGUGGAAAAAGGCGAAACAAAUGUGGGGUUGACUGCUGUUAGGGAAUAUAGACCACCAAGAAGAUUCAGUGAUCAGGGACCUACAUGCUGCUUAUGUGGGAAGAAAGAAUGAGAGACCCCAGAUGUUGGGGUCAAGUGUUUAGACAAAAUGGGAAUAAUUUUAGAGGAAAUUACUUUUGGUACAACAACGGUUUUAGAAAUGGCAGUAGGUACAACCGAGGCAAUGGGUAUGGAAAUGGGUACCAAGAUAGAAGGUAUGGGUACAGUGGAUACCAGGAUAGAUCGUUACCAGGGGAAUAACCGAGCUGAAACAAUUCAAUCACAAAAUUAUUUAAGAAAUGGUGCACGUCCAAAAAUAUUCCCAAGUUCUAAAUACAAAUACCCAGAGACAAGAAUCCCAAAAAGGAGCACAGGCUAUGUUAUGAAGGUUUACUAGAGGAGGCAGAACUGUAGAAACUGAGUAAGAAAAACUUGAAGCACAUAAUUUAGAGAGCGAAGAACAGGCUGAUGAAUAUGUUUCCCGAUCCUGAAAUAGUGACACCAUAAUUCUUAAUUACCAAAGUACUAGGAUGGUCGCCGUUACUUCUGUGUGAUUUUAAUUCUGUUUAUAACCCAGACCACUCAGUCACCGGAACCAGUGGAGUUCAAUAGCUCCCUAGAGCAUUCAACUUAAAAGUAAGAUUUUUUUUUAACUAUUUAAAAAAAAAAAAAAAGACAAAAUAAUUGGAAAGCUUUCUUUUUUUUUUUUUUUUGGUGGGAAAACUACCCCUUACUAAUUGGGUAAUAGAUGGAAUCAGGUAGAAAAUGUUUUACAAUUUCAGACAUAUUGGUAUGUUAAGAGGUGCAUGUGAGUAUUCAAAUGUGUGUGUAACUGGUGAAAGGAAUAAAUUGUCCCCAAGUGACCACACUAGCUGCCUUUUCUUUGGUAAAGCAGUUUAAUUUUUAAAUGGCAACACAUUAACCUCAUGGAGAAAACUUCAAAUUGAGUGAAGAAUCACUCAUUAAUGAAGGAAUUUUUGUGGAGUUGCCAGAGUUUGGGGCAAGUGAAAACUGAACAGUCCCUUCCCAAGGAUGGAGCAAAGAGCUGGCCUUCCAGGAAGCUUAAAGGUAACCUGUACUGUGUAUCCUCUCCAUUCCUUGUAACUGAUGCCACGCGGACAUCUUCCUCACAUAGACACCUUUUUGCCUUUGGGAUCUUGAGUGUUCCAUGUAGAAUUCUAGCAUUCCCCCCCCCCCCACCCCUUCCCUUUUUAGUAUUAGGCAAUUUUGUGUUUUUUUUGUUUUUGUUUUUUUUUUAACUCAAAAGAAUUCCUCAAGCCUCCUGCUGUAUUACUGAACAGCAUACAUAAACAAAGAGCAGAUAUUGUUUGUAUCUUUCCAUUAUCUUGCUCACGUAGAGUGGCUUGUCUGUGAUUAAUGGAAAUGGUGUCAGAUGCUGGAAUUUAUUCUGACCAAUGAACACAGCAGACUCAAGGGAGUACAAUCUCUUGCAAAGUAAUAGAACAAACCCAAUAUGCAUAAAACAAAUACAAGUCACUGGGCUUUAGCGGAUAGAACCAACUACCUGUGUAAUAACAAAGUGGCAGAAACUAUUUCUCAUGUGGCUGCAUAGACUGUCUAUUAUGUCUGAUCUCUAAUGUAGCUUACUGGUGUUGCUUUUCCUUAACCUAAAUUGAGUCUCUUCUUUUUUCUUUUUAAAAGUAGUCAAUUGGGAGAGAGACUGGUUUGGAGAACAUUCUGAACAAUAUAAAGAUGAAAUCCUAUUGUUUGAUCGAAAUAAAUUAUUUUUGUUUGAAAUAUGACUGGA